AAUGCUUCAGAGAUUGUCUACAGUGUUCAGAAGACCAAUGUUCUGGCAUGGGACACAUCAUCAUGAUAGCAAUGAUGCUACCAAAAGAUUAUUUGACACAGUCUCUAGCACAGUUAAAGGCAUCUAAUAAAUAAACUAUGUUGUCGAGCACAAUCCAAAACUAACAGCAGAAGAGAAAUCAAAAAUGAAGCAAUUCCUUAUUUAUAGAUAUGAUCCAGCUGUAUAUUGAAAUGUUUAGAUUUUAGGAUGAGAAUGACUUUCCAAAGUAUGUGAGCUAUUAUGUUGACUUAAAGAAGAUACCUCCAAUGUACUUAGAUGCAUUGCUAUACAUUAAAGACAAUUAUGAUUCUUCAUUAUCUUUACGUCGAUCCUGCAGAGAAGGUAUUUGCGGAUCUUGCUCCAUGAAUUGCAAUGGUCUUCAUAAAUUAGCUUGUAUUCAUGCAAUUGACACUGACUUAACAUAACCAGCUUACAUUACUCCAUUGGGACAUAUGUUUGUUGUCAAAGACUUGGUAGUUGAUAUGACUAAUUUCUAUACUUAAUAUAAGACUAUUGACCCUUAUCUAAAGAGAAAGACUCCAAAAGUAAUGAAUUUUUAAUAUUUAAAAUAGGAAGGAAAUAAGGAAUACAUCUAAUCGGUAGAAGAUAGAAAGUUAUUGGAUGGUCUUUAUGAAUGUGUAUUAUGUGCUUGCUGUUCAACAUCUUGUCCUUCUUAUUGGUGGCAUCCAGAUAGAUAUCUUGGUCCAGCUGUUUUGAUGUAGGCUUACAGAUGGAUUGUAGAUUCUAGAGAUGAAUACACAGAUGAAAGAUUAGAGAAAUUAGGUAAUUUCUAAAUUCUCAUUACAUUUUAGCUGAGGAUGUUAAGGUUGAAGACUGUUAAAAUAUAGGAAUGUGUUCAUUUACAUGCCCAAAGGGAUUGGAUCCAUAAAGAUCAAUGAACCAUUUGAUGAAAUUAAUAGAAGAAUAUAAGGAAAGAAAAAUUGCAUCUGCAACAUUAUGAA
Molecule: messenger RNA, 1001 nt
Organism: Paramecium pentaurelia
Lineage: Eukaryota; Ciliophora; Oligohymenophorea; Peniculida; Parameciidae
Source: the annotation of a GenBank genome assembly